AUGCCGAGUAUCGAAAAAACCUGUCGUUCAACUUCCGGAUGUACAAUAACACCAAAGUAUCAUCCAAAUCUUACAAUGAAAGCGGUCGAAUGGCACGGCUCAAAAGAUAUUCGAGUUGUUGAUCGACCAAGACCGAUGAUAACUGAUCCACAAGAUGUUAUUCUCAAAGUAACAUCGACCGCUAUUUGUGGCUCUGAUUUGCAUUUGUAUCUCAAUUAUGUGCCCGGUCUUGAAAAAGGCGAUACUUUAGGUCACGAAUUCAUGGGUAUUGUUGAAGAUAUUGGUUCAGAAGUGAAAAAUCUCAAAAAAGGUGAUCGUGUCGUGACGGCAUUUGAUAUCGGUUGUGAUAGAUGUGUCUAUUGUACUGAUCACAAAUUGUUCUCGAGUUGUGACAGCACAAAUGAUUCGAAAGAACAAGAGAAAUUAUAUGGGCAUCGAACAUCAGGAAUGUUUGGCUAUUCUCAUAUUACUGGUGGUUGGGAUGGUGGUCAAGCACAAUACGUUCGUGUUCCAUUCGCCGAUAGCAAUACCUUGUUAGUACCCGACAGUUUGCCUGAUGAGAAAGUGUUGUUUCUCUCCGAUAUUCUGCCAACAGGUUGGCAUGCAACUGAGAUGGGCGAAGUAAGCAAAGGUCAAACGGUGGCUAUUUGGGGAUGUGGACCAGUAGGAAUGCUGGCCGCUCUCUCAGCACAGUACAAAAAGGCAGGACGUGUCAUUUUAAUCGACAAUGAACAAUAUCGUCUCGAUUAUGCCAAGAAACAUUUGCCCGGUAUUGAAACAAUCAAUUUUUCUAAACGUUCGACACUUGAACAACUAAAAGAAAUGGUGCCCAAUGGUCCAGAUGUGGCAAUUGAAGCAGUUGGAUUUCAUUAUUCACGCACCACAGCACACAAGGCACAAAUGCUUGUUGGUCUCGAAACGGAUCCAUCGGAAAUGUUAAACGAAAUGAUAAUGGCCGUGCGUAAAGGUGGAAUCAUUUCGAUUGUGGGUAUCUAUGUCGGCACGACCAAUGGGUUCAACAUCGGUGCGUUCAUGGAAAAAGGUCUGAGAAUGGCUGGUGGUCAAACGCCGUGUCAAAAGUAUUGGCCGAUAUUGUUACCAUUGAUAGAAAGUGGAAAACUGGACCCAAGUUUUGUGUUAACCCAUACGAUGCCACUGGAAAAAGCCCCAGAUAUGUACAAAAUAUUUGACGAGAAGAAAGAUGGUUGUGUUAAAGUGAUUCUCAAACCCAACCUUUAA
Messenger RNA from Didymodactylos carnosus, 1239 nucleotides. NCBI's taxonomy places the organism in Eukaryota, Metazoa, Rotifera, Eurotatoria, Philodinida, Philodinidae. The record is from the annotation of a GenBank genome assembly.